Toxorhynchites rutilus septentrionalis is the source of this 2617-nucleotide messenger RNA. Its product is annotated as nucleolar protein 14 homolog. The record is from RefSeq and is a predicted model, not a curated record. The transcript has 2 exons. The coding region runs from base 103 to 2613 and encodes 836 amino acids. Gene Ontology annotation, cellular component: Noc4p-Nop14p complex; nucleolus; small-subunit processome. Gene Ontology annotation, biological process: maturation of SSU-rRNA. NCBI's taxonomy places the organism in Eukaryota, Metazoa, Arthropoda, Insecta, Diptera, Culicidae.
GUUAUGUCCAGUGUAGAAAUAAGGCAGAGAUAGCUGAUAUCUGUAUUGAAUUUUUAGUAAAUUUUUGCGUUGAUUAAUCUUCCUUUUUUAUACUAUAAAACAAUGGCUAAAGCCAAGAAAAAUCGCUUAAACUCCGAUGCGUUACUUAAAAAGAAGGGUCAAAGCGUAAGCAAGCCGAAUGCGUUCGAAAUUCGAACAACCAAUUCAAAAUUCACUAUCCUAAAUCGGGAUAAAAGCGCCAACAGGUUAACUGGUUUGCCCGGUGGUCAGCGCUCUAGAGCCAUCGAAAAGCGCAAGCAAACGCUUGGUCAGGAGUAUCUAGUGAAGAACAAAAGCAAUAAAUUCCAGGACCAACGGAAGGAUGGCAAAAACUGUGGACAAUCAAUUCAGCGCCAAUCGAUGACAUCCCAGCGAAAGGAAAUGUACAAUUUGAACGAUUCGGUUAAGCUAACACACAGAGGACAAACGUUGGAGGAAAUUGAGCGUUUCGAUGAUGCGGUGGACAACGAUGAGGAUUCGGAUGAUGCUGGCCAGUUAGACGCCGAUUUUAUGGAAGCUGCACAUUUUGGUGGUGGGAAGCAAGAUGAGGAUCAAGUGAAGGAUCGAAAAACGGUGAUAGAAGAAAUGAUUGCCGAAUCGAAGAGAAUGAAGGCUGAAAAACAACGCGAAAAUGAUGAAUUAUAUGAGAUGACGAAAAAACUUGACCAAAACUGGCAAUCGCUCAUUCCAGUUGUGGGUAACUUUAUGAAGGAUGAAGAAGUUAAACCAAAACUGGAUGACUAUGAUAGAAUCAUGCGGGAAAUGAUUUUUGAGAAGAGGGGUGCCCCCACUGAUAAGUUGAAAUCAGCAGAACAACUUGCGCGGAUAGAAAAAGAGAACCUAGAAAAAUUGGAACGCGAAAGAAUUGCCAGAAUGAUGGGGGAAGUAGCUCUCCCAAAAACAAAGUACCGAUCGACCGAUGAUUUAGAUGAUGGGUAUGAUAUACAACCUGUGGGCGGAGAUGAUGGAGAACCGGCCGUCGACUCACUCGUAGAUGUUGAAGAUGGACUUUAUGAUCCACGAAAAAUAUCGAAAGAGGCUGAACGUGGAAGUGAGUCUACGACAGAAGACAGUGAUAGCGAGGAAGAAGGGGAAGAAGAAUCUGAAGAGGAUGAUCUUUCCGAUCUCAAACAAGAUUUCAGUAACGAAGAAGAAGAAGAAGAGGAAGUUUCUAAUGAAGCUAACGAAAGGAAAACUGAACAGGUUAAUCGGGAAAACAAAGUAAAAAUAGCUAACAACGGUGAAGUUGAACGUAAGAAUUCACGUGAGUACGAUGAAUUACCUUUUAUUUUUGAAAUACCACGGAGAUAUGAAGACUUGGCUGAGCUUUUAAAUACGCUAUCACCGGAUGAGCAAAGUAUUAUUCUGGAACGAAUGAUUAAAUCAAAUAAUCCAAAAUUUUCGCAUGAAAAGAAAGCAAAAAUGAUUCCUUUGUUCGCAUUUGUUAUUCAACAUUUAAACGAUUUGUUCUCAAUUGUUGAUGCUAGCACAAUUGGAAACUCUUUCCGUACCCUCGAUUGUCUGACGCCACAUCUAUAUGACCUCAUGAAAUUUAAUCAAUCAGAAACCUCUGCAUGCUUCUUGGAGGUAUUGAAGGAGAAACAGGAACAAUUCUACAAACGACCACGGUUAUAUCCGGCGCUGGAUACGCUCAUAUUUCUGAAGCUGAUACCGCUUCUUUUCUCAGCAUCAGAUUUUCGCCAUCCGAUUGUUUCACCAGCACUGGUCUUCAUAAGCGAAAUGCUUUCGAGGUGUCUUGUUAGGAACAGAAAAGAUAUAACUGUGGGAAUGUUCCUAGUGACUACGACACUGGAAUGUGUUGAGCAAUCGAAACGACUACUUCCAGCUGCUUUAAACUUUUUGAAUGGGAUUAUAUACUUAUGCUAUCAGAAACGUCCGGUACAGAUUGUACACACCAUACCACCGUUCAAAUCGUCGGCACCAUUGAACAACUUGCUUGCUUUGGAGAAGGCGGCUGGGGCAGACGAUAGUAAAAAUCUAGGAUUCACUGCGGAUGAUUUCAUUACAGAAAAAAUAGAUUUAUCAUUCAAACUGAGAGCGCUGAAUACAACGUUGAAUUUGAUACGAAAUGUUUGCCAGCAGCUUAACGAUUCAAUUGGCGUACAAUAUGUAACUGGAAACUUCCUUCAAAAUUUGGAACGCAUCGAUCCGGAUUUGCUACCGAUUUCAGUGAAGUCAUCGCUGGAGAAAACCCUCGAAAGUGUUCGAAAUCUCAGCUCAAAACCAAUGCGCUAUCUCGUUGCGGCGGAGCAAAAGCCCAAAUAUCUACGGCUGCUCGAGCCAAAGAUUGAGACAGUAUACGAUGAUAUUCGUCGUCGUCCGAAGAAUGUCAAGGAGCAACGCAAAAAGUUACAACAAAAGGUCAAAAAGGAAACCCGAGCUGCGGCCCGUGAAAUUCGACAAGAUAAUGAGUUUAUUGCCAAAAUGCAAUUCAAGCAGCGCAUGGCAAGCGACCGCGACCGCCAAGAGAGGGUCAGAAGAAUAUUCAACGAUGCCACAAUGCAGCAGGGUGAACUCAAGUCAUUCGACCGCAAGGCUAAAUAUAGGAAAUAAAAUG